CAAGUGACCGCGGGACUUCAGUCGAUGGAUUUGUUUACUGGAGCACCGUUAGCACCUUUCGAGGUUGAUGGUGUAUUUGGUGAUCUUGAUGGGUCGGAAACAUCUUCAUUAGUGGCUGAUGCAAGCACUCACAUCAAGAGAGUCAUGUCGAUCCCCCUAGAGGGCAGUUUUUUGUCUUUCGAAGACUCACUAACUGAUCUUGUUGGGAAUUUUGAUGAAAAAAUAUAUCACUGCUUUGAGAACUUUGAUAUAGAGCCUGAAAAUGCAAAACCACGUCACGCAACGACUAGUGUCGCUACAUUGAGUGAUGUCAAGCGAUGGUGGGCGGCUGCCACUACGGAGUUUGCACCUAAUGGAUCCUACCCACUUGAAACCCUACCGAGUGAUAUUAAUUUAUAUGAUUUGAACCAAUUCGAGCUUGCAGAUGCAGACGGAAUAACAGAGGAUGAUAUUAUUAAACCAAACUUGCUGCACACGAACAAAGCCUUGCAUUAUUCAAAUGAAUCUAUCUGUUCAGCACGGGGUACUGUUACAACUUUAUCUGUAUCAUCUACAUCAGCUAGUCCUCGUUCAUUAACACUUGAUCGAAUGUCUCCAAGUGAAUGCAUUCAGGCUUCAAAAAUUGGAAAUUCAAAUAUUGAUAACAAAGUUAAUGGGAUUCAUUUUGAAGGAAAUCACAAUGAUCGAAUUAUUCUUGAAAUAUUUCAAUCCCACCAUCCCUCUCUUCCUUUAAAAAGAACUCAAAACUGGAUAGAUGAUCUCCAAAAUUUACCACUCAGUGUCUUAAAACUUUAUGUUCAAGAGAUGAAUAACGGCAUUAUGCAGUUGUCGGAUUGUUUAGUUGAUUCGCUGGCGGAACGAGAUGAACUUUUAAUGCUACGCGAAGCUAGUGAUGACUUUAUUGUGCUACUUAGUUUGGUUCACGAGAGAAAAACCCGUGCGUCUAAAGCAGCUCUAUUGGCCACAGCGAAAAAUCUAAUUCGUUCCAAAACUCUAUUUCGUGUUUCCACUCCAUGGUUUACUAAGAGAUCUGACAUGUCAGCUUCCAGCACAUUGUCACUAAUUGGAUCGUCACAUUUGGGGAAACCAGUGACUACAAAACCGGUUAGAAAUGAAUCACUCACAAAUGUUCCAGUUAAUUCAGUCCAUUUAGAUUUGGAAAACAAUUCGGUUGCUUAUGUUGCAUCCCUUAAUUUGCACUCAAAAUUAAGGCGACCUAGAACGCAAGCCAUACCUCAUAUUCAUUUAAACAAUCAUAUAAAUGCUAAGAACAAGUCAAAUUCACCGCCUACUUCAGUCAGUUCUAAACCUGUAGGUGGAUCGGAAUCUUCAGAACCUGUUGGUGUGUCAUCAGAGAGCAUAGCGUCGAUACCGGUCAAACAAGCAAAAAUUCGCUAUGAAGCCCUUGUGAAUAUGUGUAACUCUACAAACUGGCCGAAUGGCAAUCCUCAAGAAAGUCGAUCAUUACUUUUACGUUUACCAUAUCGAAUUCAACCCGGUGUCGGUAUUUCAAUGCAAGAUCUACGUCUACUAAAUCAAAUUCUCUAUGCUACUGUUCUGGAAAAUCCAAAAAUAGAAAAAUUACUUGAUAGCUACAUAAUGAAUGUUACCAAUGCCAACGGUGUUGCUGACUGGGUGAAAGCGGUUGAACCUCCAAGAUGUCAUGAAUCACAAACAUUGAAGAUGACAUCGUGCCAGGAACGAAAUCAUCAUCAUAUGCCAACAUCAAUAGAAACGCAAUGUGCUUAAAAGUCUUUCAUCUGUGUUUUCGUUAUCUCUUUCCUCUUGCUUCCAUUUUAUUUUCUAAAAAAGUAUAUAUUGCUUUUGCAAAUUCUACUUACUCUCAACGCUCGGUGUGAAUUUGUUUCUUUCUCGGCAUCAGUAAAUACAAGAUAUUUGACCGUAACCAGUUAACAUUUAUUACCCACCAGAAUAUGCAUUUUGUUUUCUAAUAAGUUAAUUUAUUUUAUAUAUUUGCCAUUUUCUUUUUUGCUCUGGCUUUACUUUAACUUGUGCAAUAAUUUGAUUAUAAUUUCAGCUAUUUUUGAGUUUUUUUUCCCCUUUUCAUCUAAGCUAAUAAUGUGCCAUUUAUGUGUAAUGUGUUAGAUUCCAAAGGUACCGUUUUAUCUCUUAAUACUGUUAUAUUUUGAUUUUUUCCCGCCCCCUUCUCGUAAUCACCUGUCGUGUAUACACUGUUCCUCUAACCUUCUGUCGAAAUAUUGACUUGGUUUUCGUUUUCCAAUUGAUUUAUAAAAGUUGGAAAUACGAAACAGCUGAUUGAUUGCUAUAAUUUUGAUAAUUUGCGCUCACAGUUUACUUCACUUCACUAAUAUUAAUUUUUAUUGUUCCUAUUUUUGUCCAUUAAUUGACUUUUUUGUCUGAAUGUCAUUCACUAGAACUCAUGAUAUGUCUGUUGUUUUACUUUAUUGCGCACUUAUCACUGAAAUGUUUUCUGUAACAAUCGCAAUCGCUAAAUGUUUAAGAUAUGUAACUUUGCAUAAUAAAAUAUUUUCAAUGGCUUCAUUGUC
Molecule: messenger RNA, 2528 nt
Organism: Trichobilharzia szidati
Lineage: Eukaryota; Metazoa; Platyhelminthes; Trematoda; Strigeidida; Schistosomatidae
Source: the annotation of a GenBank genome assembly